AUGUCUACUAGUCAGAGGAGCAGUGCUUGGAGCGUUACCCCAGCUUAUGACUCGUCUGAGCAUCAGGAUGCCAAGACAACCAAUGACCCUGCCACCCCAGAUGACUCUUCAUCUUCCUCAGUGGUUGGCCCAAGCGACCAAGAUUUUGCGUUUAUGGGAUCUCAAUUUGAUCCUAAACAGUAA
This is a messenger RNA of Clonostachys byssicola, 183 nucleotides long. The record is from the annotation of a GenBank genome assembly. Lineage: Eukaryota; Fungi; Ascomycota; Sordariomycetes; Hypocreales; Bionectriaceae.